Molecule: messenger RNA, 2471 nt
Organism: Chaetomium strumarium
Lineage: Eukaryota; Fungi; Ascomycota; Sordariomycetes; Sordariales; Chaetomiaceae
Exons: 4
Coding region: 203-2311 (702 amino acids)
Molecular function (GO): ADP binding; protein binding
Source: RefSeq, a predicted model, not a curated record
GCACUUUCAGGGGAGAGAAGUAGAGCAUUCGUUGGCUUCCCAUCCCAAUUACCCUGCUGACCAGUCUGGGUGUUAAGGUUCAAACUGGGACUCGAGGAUCAGCGCCACCGUCUCGGUAGGCAUCGAGUCCGCCACCCGUGGUCCGAUCAUCUUUCCGGCCUACAUCCCGUACGACGCAUACUUUGUCGGUCGGAAAGGGUUGAUGAGGGACAUUCAGGGACAUCUUUCAGUUUCGGCUGACCAUCUGAAGACCGAGUGGCCUCCGUGCGUGGGUUUGGUAGGGCCACCGGGCAUUGGGAAAACAAGCCUUGCAAAACGGAUUUUUCAGUUGACGAAGGACCGUUACGAUUACGCUUUCUUCCUGUCCGCUGGCUCAGAGCCGAAGCUCCUUCAGGAGUUCAAAGACGUCUUCCGUCUCUUGAAUAUAGGAGGCGGCGAAACACCUGAGGACACUCGGCAAAUCCGAGACCUAGUCGUCGAUCAUCUGGCCAACACCCACAGGCGCUGGCUUCUCAUCUUCGAUAACGCAGACGAGCCAACAUUACUGUGUUCUUCGUCGCCGCACAAGGGAAAGGGUUCGAUCCUGGUGACAAGCCGCAACAAUCACAUCUGCCAAAGCAUAUCCAAAAAUGCUCAGACCUUCUCAAUCCCUCCCCUCACGGACAAACAGGGCGAAGAGCUCCUUCUGACAAGGCUCACCUCGUCCAACCACAAAGAUGAGCUAAAUCGCUCCGUAUGUAGAGAACUGGCCAGACACUACCACUGCUAUCCCCUGGUCUUGAGGCAGUUGGGCGCCUACAUGAAAUACACCCAUACUAGUGCACAAGAGAUGUUGGAUCUGGUGGACAAGACUUCAGAUACAGAUGGAAAGGUAUACUCGUACAUGGACAGAGACAACACGUAUGAAAGCAGCCUCCAAGCUGCCUGGAGUGCUGUCAUGUCAAGCCUUCCAGCCGACUCUGUCAGGCUGUUGAACAUUUUGUGUCUCUUCGAUCCGGAUAGAAUUCCAGCGCAGUUGUUCCCUCAAAAGCUCCCACAGAUGCCAGACGUCGGGUUUCUCACGGACGCCUUUGAGUACCGAGCAGCGAGAGGACCCCUCCUCAGUUACGACAUAAUCACCAUGGCCGACAAUAGCGUUAUGUCUAUUCAUCGAUUCGUCCAGAAAACACGACUGAAGCUCAUCUCAGAUGCAGAGAGGAAACAGGCGUUCGACGUGGCGCUGUCUACUCUAAAGAUCUGUUUUCCGAGCCAAACCCUGGGAAACCACAUGCACAACGUCUGGGACGCUUGCGAGGCUUUCCUCGUACACGUACUGGCCUUCGACAAGGCAGUUCGAGACUGGCAGCCAGCCCUCGGAGACAAUGCGGCUUAUAUCAACAUGAUGUGCGACUGUACAUGGUAUCUCUGGGAAAUUGGGCAGUACGACGAAGCGCUCAGGCUCCUCGAGCAGAUCGAGGGCAUCUGCAGCGAGACCAUUGGUCUUCACACCCUUGAAGGCGCCCGGAUCUACGUCAACCGCGGCAGUGUCUUCUCGACGCUCAACCGUUAUGAGGAGGCGGGAAAGUUAUUCGAAGAGGGACUGCGGAUCCGCAGUGAGCUUCUCCCGAAAGAUGACCCCUUGCUUGCGAACAGUUACAUGCAGAUGGGGAACUACUACACCUCUCAGGGGCAAAUCGACAACGCCGUCCGGGCACACAAGCAGGCUAUUGGAAUCAGGGCCAAGUCUUCCGAAACGCCCAAGGGCAUUAUGAUCAUCUCGCACUUCAACAUCUGCCGCAGUUUGCUGAUGGGUGGCAGGCUCGACGAGGCAGAGGCCUACUUGAGAAAAGCGGAGGAACUGGAACCGCGACUGGACCAAGGACGAGAAGUGCUAUAUUACAGGAGCCAUCGGCUCUACAUUCUCGGAAACAUCAUGGCGGCUCGUGGAAAUGUCAAAAGCGCACACACCAUCCACGUCGAAUGUUACAAUAUACGGGUCCAGGCAGGCAGCACACAGUAUACGGUUGCCGCAUCAUUGCACAAGAUUGGCACGCUGCUUGAGAGACUGGGUGAGCGGGAAGAGGCAAAAACGUCGUUCCGCGAGGCCGUUACUCUCCUCGAAUCUGUCCUCGGAACAGCGAAGGCCAAGCACGCACGGCUUGCCCGGACAGAAAUCAAGCUCGCCGAGCUAUCCAGCAAACAAGAAGCAACGUCAUGGCGAGCGCGAGCAUACCAGCACUACUGCGACGCCUUCGGCCUCAAGGCCCCAGCUGAAGAAGACUACUGGUCCCAGGUCGACUUCGACGCCCUGGUGCCCCCGAUUGACCGCUAGCGCAAUGGAUGGAUAGAUUGAUACCCCCCCAAAAAAAUUCGCGUUUAUGAUAUCGCAUUGCAGCAUCUCAUUGACCACCAAUAUCAUGCAUUAAUGUGAGGCCGAGAUGGAGAAUGUGAGACGUAGAAACUGCCUAGUAUCACUCUCAAAACAUUAAGGA